Apis mellifera (honey bee) is the source of this 2117-nucleotide messenger RNA. Its product is annotated as mitochondrial inner membrane protease ATP23 homolog. The coding region runs from base 137 to 1228 and encodes 363 amino acids. The record is from RefSeq and is a predicted model, not a curated record. Gene Ontology annotation, biological process: sensory perception of smell; detection of chemical stimulus involved in sensory perception of smell; mitochondrial proton-transporting ATP synthase complex assembly. Gene Ontology annotation, cellular component: plasma membrane; extrinsic component of mitochondrial inner membrane. Lineage: Eukaryota; Metazoa; Arthropoda; Insecta; Hymenoptera; Apidae. The transcript is spliced from 7 exons. Gene Ontology annotation, molecular function: metalloendopeptidase activity; olfactory receptor activity; odorant binding.
UAUAUGAUGUAAGGUACACGUGCUACCCGAUAUGACGUAAGAUUGCACCGUAACCUAUACUUUCUUUAUUUUUCUUAUAAUUAUUUCUUAAAAAUAGUAAUUUAAAUAAUAUAUCAAAAAGAAAAAAAAAAUAAUAAUGACUGUUGAAAGUACAGAAAAUAAAGAAAAAUCAAUAUCUGAAAAAAGUAAUACUGAAGCUGAAUAUUCUGAUCUUUAUCCAGGACGGAAAGAAAUACGCUCUCGUUCUUGGUUUGAUAAACUUUUCUUAAAAGAAAAAAGAGAGCAAUUAGAUAAAACACAAUGUGAAAUUAAUGUGUACAAGUGUGUGCAAAAUAGUUCUCUGGUUAAACUAAUGUUAGGAGCAUUAAAGGGAUCUGGAUGUGAAGUCGAUCUUGGUCGUCACAUUGCAUGUGAAGUAUGUGAUGAAAAAGUUACUGGUGGUUAUGAUCCAGAAACAAAUCAGAUUAUAAUUUGUCAAAAUACUGCUCGUACUAAAAAUUAUGUUCAAAGUACUUUAAGUCAUGAAAUGAUUCAUAUGUUUGAUUAUUGCCGUAAUAAAUUAGAUUUAAAUAAUAUAGAUCAUUUAGCUUGCACUGAAAUAAGGGCAGCUAAUCAAUGUCAUUGUAGUUUUCUUGGUGCAUGGUUUAGAGGAACUGCUUCACUUUUUAAUAUUAAAAAGGCACAUCAGCGUGUAGUCGAAGAAAUGAUGACAUGUGUUAAAGAAGAACAACUAUAUAAAGUUUUAUGCAUAUAUGUCAAGAAAUGUAAUAUUUUCUACGGGGGAACUAUUGUGUUAACAUAUGGAGCUGCAACUGUUUUUGUACUAGGACCAACAUUCUUACCAAUUUCUUUCCCAUGGGAAACAGAAUAUCCAUUUCAAAUUAAUGAUACCUCAAGAAAUAUUAUAUACAUCCAUCAAUUUUUCUUCACUUAUCAAUGUGCUGCACAUAUAUGCUUAAGUUUAUUCGGAGCACUUCUUCUUUGGUUUGCAGCUGCAAGAUUUGAAUGUUUAGUUGAGGAAUUACAGAAAAUUACAAACAUCGAUAUGCUGAUCGUUUGUUUUAAAAAAUUAUUACUUUUAAGAAGAUACGCAGAAGAAGUAGUGAGCUGUAUUCGUUUUUUAGUAUUUUAUGCUAUAGCAGUAGGCACAUUUAUGCUGACUUUAUCUGGUAUUAUAAUGAUCAUAAAUCACACAGAAUCUGACAACACGCUCUUGGUCGCAGCGUGAUGAAAAGAACUGUCCGUCUCGCGGAAUUUGAAGAUCUCCGAGAUCUCUGCCAUUCGCCAACUGAAGUUGGACAUAAGAGGACAGCGCUUCGCAAGAUCAAAAUGUUCUGGUUUUAUGCGGGAUAAUGCCGUUCCCUGGUUAUGGUUGCUAAUCAGCGGCAUAUAUAUUUAGAAUGGUGAUAACAUGAAGUAUCUCGGUCUUCUCUUCUAGUGCUUCAAUGUUCACUUUGGCUUCCACCAAUUGGAGAGUGCUGCGUUAUGCCUGUCGUAUAUAGCCCAAUAUCCAGGGACAGGAUGAGAAGGUUCAUUGCCUCUACCUGGGAAUUAUGCGGAGAAUGGGAUUAUAUAGAGCGCGUGUGUGAAUUGCAAAUCUGAUAACAAAUUGCCGUGGCACUGAUAAACUGUCACGCUAGUACAUCAUCAAAGUCGUUAAAAAAUACCACAUGAUCUUCUAUCCUGUAGAGGAUGCUGCUAGCGGAGCUGCUACUCUUCCAUUUUUUGGCAGAGGCAUAUGCCAAAAUGUAUGAUUUUGUGAGAAUUCAUCAAGAGCAAUCGAAUCAACGAGACGCUAAAUUCGACAGUGCAACAAAAGUGAAACCAUUCCUUUCAGCGCGUCAUCGUAGGAUCUUUCCAGCCCUAGAUAAAUGAUUAAAAUAUAGCUAUGAAACGUUUAUCUUCUAGAUAACGCAAAUCUUAACUUUAAGUUCACGAUUUUGGAACGUUUCUGUGUCGAUAUGAUCUUGCUAUCAAGUCUGCGUCCACACGGGCGCUUUAUAUUGCACCAUAUGUCUACAUACUUCCUAGAGGUGACGAAUCUUUUAUGCCCCGAUAUUUAGCAUAGUGCAACUACAGCCUUCUCCAACUGCGGGACUCUAGCUUCAACUACCGAA